This is a messenger RNA of Neoarius graeffei (lesser salmon catfish), 2401 nucleotides long. It is a transcript of the gene mindy1, whose product is annotated as MINDY lysine 48 deubiquitinase 1. The coding region runs from base 526 to 2043 and encodes 505 amino acids. Gene Ontology annotation, biological process: protein K48-linked deubiquitination. The transcript is spliced from 10 exons. The record is from RefSeq and is a predicted model, not a curated record. Gene Ontology annotation, cellular component: cell periphery; cytosol. Gene Ontology annotation, molecular function: cysteine-type carboxypeptidase activity; K48-linked deubiquitinase activity; cysteine-type deubiquitinase activity. Lineage: Eukaryota; Metazoa; Chordata; Actinopteri; Siluriformes; Ariidae.
AAAACCCGGAAGUGCAGGAGAGCGGAUGGUGAUGAUGACAGAAGCGUUUCGGCUGCAGAGCGACUUCAGCCCUGAGGAAGAGGAGCAUUUAGAGCUGCCGAGGUUUCACUGGAAUAAUAAUAAUUAGUGAUUUAACUCAGACUGAUAAGGACGGAGAGUUUUCACGGAUUAACGGCUCACAGAGAUGCAGAAACGCUGAUGAAUGAAGAGAAAAAUGAACGUCGUCUGUCUGUGAGAGGAACUCUCCUGUGAGCUUUUAAAGACGUUUGUUAAAUAAAACCAUGUCCAUGUGAGUCGGGGCGGAGCAGGUAGAUGAGUAGAUGAUUCUGUUAAUAAAUUCUCAGAUCUCACAGUGUGACUGGACGGAGGACGGAGAGAUGUCAAGGUGACGCUGAUUAUUUCUCCCGAUAAGUGUAGUUUCGUGAGUCGAGUUUCAGGACAGUCCACACUGCCACACGGAUCAUACAGCAACUUCCUGUUCCAUCCUCAGUCUGUAUAACCGCCCACCCUGUCCACUGUGGGAGCAUGGCGGAGCCCAGGUCGGACCCUGACGGAGUCGUAUGUGAAGAGAAACCGAUGAGCGAAAACGAAGCGAGCAGCCGAACAGACGACAAGGAAAAGACGUCCACCGAGACGCCCCUGUCUCACACAGGCACGACCUGCUCGGACAGCGAGGACGCCAGUGCGGUGAGCAGCAGGAGCCUUUCUGAGAGGGAGGACUCGGAGAUCACGUCGUCCGUGAGCAGUGUUGUGGAUGAGACGCUGUCUGUGUCCACUCUGAACGAUGUGUCCGCGUCCACGGAUGACCCUCAGACGUCUGUGAGGUCGGCGCUGGACGGUGAGGACGAGGCGGAGGUGAAGGCGGCUCGAGGAGUGCCGUCGUGCAGAGACGAUGUGACGUGUGUAGAGGCGGAGCAGGCUACAGUGUCGACGCCCCCGUCUGUACCGCCUUCAGCACCCUCGUCCUCAUCGGCCCCUCCCUCAGUACAGACGCAUUACUACAUCAAGUGGAUCACGUGGAAAGGGGAAAAGACUCCCAUCAUCACGCAGAGUGAAAACGGACCCUGCCCCCUGCUGGCCAUCAUGAACAUCCUCUUCCUCAGGUGGAAGGCGAAGUUACCCGCCCAGACGGAAGUGAUCUCCAUCGAGGAGCUCAUGGCUCACCUCGGUGAGUGUGUGUUGUCCAUUAAGCCGAGAGAGAAGGCCGAGGGCAUGGAGCUCAAUUUUCAGCAGAACAUGAGCGAUGCCAUGGCCGUGCUGCCGAAGUUAUCGACGGGUCUGGACGUAAACGUGCGCUUUACAGGUGUGACGGAUUUCGAGUACACGCCCGAGUGCAUCGUGUUUGAUUUACUCAACAUUCCUCUGUAUCAUGGUUGGCUGGUGGAUCCACAGAGCCCGGAGACGGAGUCGGCAGUGGGGAAACUGAGCUACAACCAGCUGGUGGAGAAGAUCAUCAUCUACAAACACUCGACAGACAGCAGCCGAGCGAGCGAAGGUUUGAUAGCGGAGCAGUUUCUGGAGUCGACGGCCACCCAGCUUUCGUAUCACGGCCUGUGUGAACUCAACACCACCGCCAAGGAGGGAGAGCUGUGUGUGUUCUUCAGGAACAAUCACUUCAGCACCAUGAUCAAGCACAAGGGUCACCUGUACCUGCUGGUGACGGAUCAGGGCUUCCUGCAGGAGGACACCGUGGUGUGGGAGAGUCUCCAUAACGUGGAAGGAGAUGGGAAUUUCUGUGACUCGGAAUUCCGACUGUGUCUCCCGUCCCAGAAGAAUCCGAGCAAGCCGACGGCGCAGCAGAUGCAGCAGCAGAUCGAUCAGGACUACCUGGUGGCUAUGUCUCUGCAGCAGAGUCAGGGUGAGGCUCCUGGACCUUUAAGUGAUCUGGAGUUAGCGAGACAGUUACAGCAGGAAGAAUAUCAACAACCUCAGCAGCCUCCACACGCCUCCAGCGAGCAGAUGAGAGGAGGACAGGUGUCUCAUCACGGAGGACGGAGACGGCAGGCUGAGAAGAAGGACGACUCGGACUGCUCCAUCUUAUAAGUCAGGAAAACAAACGCACACGCGCACAAACCUUUAUAUGCAACUGAACCAGAAGACACAGAUGCCACGAAUGCGUGUGAAAGCGUCCACGUUGUUUUAUCUCCAAAAUGAAACGUCCACAAAUGUAGAGGUUCAGCUGAGGGAUGGGUGGGUGUGUGUAGGGGGGAUAUUUGCUUAUUUAGCUUUGCACUGGAGCUACCAUGCUAAUGUAGCUAACAUGUUAUGUAAAUCUGUCUCACCGCCAUUAAAGGUUCAGUAGCCAAAUGAAAUAUAUGUGAGCUCUAAACGUCUCGUUAAACAACCGCAGUGAAAAAAACCUAAUUGUUAUAAAAUAAUCAAUUAAACAUUGCCAAAACUC